AUGCAAAAUUUUCAAACUAUUGAUAAAACAACUCAAAGGUUGAUUGAGAAAGAAAAGGAACACUGGAAAAAUGUUUUAAAAAGAAUUAUUUCAAUAGUGAAAUUUCUUGCUAAACAUAAUUUGGCCUUUCGUGGUUCUAAUGAGAGAUUGUACCAAAAUAGCAAUGAGAAUUUUUUAGGCUUAAUUGAAAUGUUAGCUGAACUUGACCUUAUUGUCCAAGAACAUGUUAGACGUAUUACGGAUGAUAAUAUUCAUGUUCACUUUCUUGGACAUAAAAUUCAAAACGAGUUAAUACCUUUUCUUGCUUCUUCAAUUAAAAAUGAAAUCAUUAGAAAUAUCAAACAAGCAAAGUAUUUCUCAGUGAUACUUGAUUGUACUCCUGAUGUUAGUCACCAAGAGCAAAUGUCUUUGAUGAUACAAUAUGUGGAUGUUUCUUCAAAUACUGUUAGUGUUGAAGAAUCUUUUUUAGGAUUUUUGAAUGUGAAUGAUACUACCGGUCAAGGGCUUUUUGAUGUUUUACAAGAUGAAUUGAAAAAUCUUGAUCUUAACAUAUUUGAUGUGCGGGGACAAGGUUAUGAUAAUGGGUCAAAUAUGAAAGGAAAACAUCAAGGUGUACAAAAGAAAUUUUUAGACCUAAAUCCAAGAGCAUUUUAUACUCCUUGUGCUUGUCAUAGUCUUAAUUUGACAUUGUGUGAUAUGACUAACUCUUGUGGUAAAGCUAAAGAAUUUUUUGGAGUUGUUCAACGCAUUUAUACUAUUUUUGCUAAUUCUACUAAGAGAUGGCAAAUUUUGAAAGAUAAUGUAAAAUGGUUAACGCCAAAAUCAUUGUCAUCCACUCGUUGGGAGAGUCAUGUAGAUAGUGUCAAAGCUAUUAAAACUCAAAUGUCGGAUUUUAGAGAAGCUUUACUUGAAGUGUCAGAAAAGGAUCUUGAUUCUAAAAUAAGAAGUGAAGCUAAAUCCUUAGCAACAAAUGAGCUUGGUGAUUUUGAAUUUUUAAUGGCGAUAAAUAUUUGGUUUGAAAUAUUAUCUACAAUUAAUGUGGUUAGCAAGCUCUUACAAUCAAGGGAUAUGGUUAUUGAUGUUGCUAUGAAAAAAAUAACGGGAUUGAUUUCAUUUUUUAAGGAAUAUAGGGAGAUCGGUUUUAAAAAUGCCUUGAAUUAUGCUACAGAAAUUGCCUUUGAAUUGAAUAUUGAUCUAGUAUUUCCUCAAAGGCGUGUAAUUCGAAGAAAAAGACAAUUUGAUGAGAAUUUGAAUGCCCCGCAAGUUGAGCUAUCUGAAGAUGAAUCUUUUAGAGUUAAUUAUUUUCUUUACCUUGUCGAUCAAACUAUUGUAUCUCUUAAUAUGAGAUUUGAGCAAUACCAACAAUAUGAAAGUGUUUUUGGGUUCUUGUUUACUUCUCAAAUUUUACAAUCAUUGGACGACGCAACUUUAGAGUCUUGUUGUAGUCAUUUAGAAGCAACAUUGAAACAUAAUGAGCAAUGUGAUAUUGAUGGGAAAGGAUUAUGUCUGGAGUUAAAGUUGCUAAGAGAUACGUUGCCUGUAGGAAAUAUUGGACCUAUUGAUAUAUUAAGAUUUUUGAAAGGCAUGGAUUUUUAUCCUAAUACAAUUAUUGCAUAUAGAGUUUUAUUGACUAUUCCUGUGACAGUUGCCUCUGCAGAAAGAAGUUUUUCAAAAUUGAAAUUGUUGAAGUCUUACUUACGGUCUACCAUGUUACAAGAAAGACUUAAUGGGUUAGCGUUAUUAGCGAUUGAAAAUGAUUUGUUGGAGAAUAUACAAUAUGAAGACUUGAUUGAAGAAUUUGCUUCAAAAAAUGCUAGAAGGAAGACUUUUUUUAAGUAG
This is a messenger RNA of Vicia villosa (hairy vetch), 1839 nucleotides long. RefSeq lists its product as uncharacterized. The record is from RefSeq and is a predicted model, not a curated record. Gene Ontology annotation, molecular function: protein dimerization activity. Lineage: Eukaryota; Viridiplantae; Streptophyta; Magnoliopsida; Fabales; Fabaceae. The transcript has a single exon. Bases 1 to 1839 code for a protein of 612 amino acids.